AUGAGCACUGUCCUCUUCACGGAGCACUAUCGAUAUUCUAAUCACAACAUUAAGUCCCAAUGCGACUACAGCGUCAGACCAAACGGAAAGUCACGGUCGCCUCUUCAGGAAAGUGGCUGCAAUAUUAAAGAAGAGGACAGCUGGGACUUUGGCACUGGUGCUGGGUUUUAUGUCGAUGCUACUGAAGAUCUUUGGAAAACUAACUAUAGAAUGUACUCUUACAUAACGAAGGAGCUUCCCCAACUUGUAAAUGACAAUUUUCCAGUGGACCCCCAAAGGAUGUCUGUUUUUGGCCACUCUAUGGGAGGCCAUGGAGCUCUGAUUUGUGCUUUGAAGAAUCCUGGAAAAUACAAAGCUUAUGAUGCUACCUGUCUUGUGAAGUCCUAUCCAGGUCCUCAGCUGGAUAUACUAAUUGAUCAAGGGAAAGAGGACGAGUUCCUUUCUGAUGGACAGUUACUGCCUGAUAACUUCAUAGCUGCCUGUACAGAAAAGAAAAUCCCUGUUGUUUUCAGAUUACAAGAGGGUUAUGAUCACAGCUACUACUUUAUUGCAACCUUUAUUGCUGAUCACAUCAGACAUCAUGCAAAAUAUCUGAAUGCAUGAAAAACUUCAGAUAAGAGAAUCUCUUCAGGAUUAUAAAAUUAUAAUAAACAGAAUUGCAAGGAAAUAAGAUUUUAAAACUUUGGAUUUCAUAAUGCUAAAAAUGCUUCAUUCUGUAGUUGAAUCACUCACUGAAUAAAUAUAUCAAA
Molecule: messenger RNA, 749 nt
Organism: Bubalus bubalis (water buffalo)
Lineage: Eukaryota; Metazoa; Chordata; Mammalia; Artiodactyla; Bovidae
Product: S-formylglutathione hydrolase-like
Exons: 2
Coding region: 1-603 (200 amino acids)
Biological process (GO): formaldehyde catabolic process
Cellular component (GO): cytosol
Molecular function (GO): S-formylglutathione hydrolase activity
Source: RefSeq, a predicted model, not a curated record